UGUGCGUUCUGUCGGUCGUCAACUCGACAUUUUCGAUUAAAAUUAACAAUAAAAUACAACAGAAACUUGGUAAAAAAACAUCCGAGAAUUAAUCGUAAUGUGUGCGUGUAAUUAAUUAUAAAUAAUCCUUCGAUGUAAUUUAAAAACAAACGAUUUUAAUUAUUGUUUAUACCACCAUGGUGGUGAUGGAAGUUGUUCUAUGUGUUGUGUUGUGAUAAAGGAAUCUAAUUUUGUAUGGAGAUUUGGGAAAUAAUAAUUAGAAUAGAUAAAGAUAAAAUGCCUCCAGAUACAUCAGGAUGUAGUGAUACCACCUUCAAAUUCUCCUUCGAGAUUUGCUUAUAGCACACUAAAGGCGCAGAUGUUGACGAUAAUUUUAAUAAAUAGUAGAUUUUAAAUAUUUUUUCUAUAAAAAGCAACUGAAAGUUUUGUAAAAAUGGGCAACAGGUGCUGCAAGAAGAGCAACGAGAGGCCAUCCGAUCGGCCCUUGGUGAUACAAGGUAAAAAGACUGAUCCCAGCUUCGGCCCUUCAAUGGGCAUGAUGGGAAACCACAUGAAUGGCGGUAUGGGGCACAUGGGCCCUGGAGGAGACUCCAGAUACACCCCUGAUCCGUACAGGGGCGCCGUAAGGGGCGGCCAAGCCGGGGCUGAUAUUAUUAGAACUAGGAACACCACAGCUCACCAGUCGUCGACGAGACGUCGGAUUGUCGUGGGGGUUUAUUCUUACGAAGCCCGAGAACAGAGUGAUGUCUCUUUCAGAAAAGGUGACAGGAUGGAGGUCCUGGACGACUCGGAAUCUGAUUGGUGGCGAGUUUUGCAUUUGACCACCAGACAGGAGGGACUGAUUCCUUGGAAUUUUGUGGCAGAAGAGCGCAGCGUCGAGAGCGAAGAUUGGUUCUUCGAUCACAUUUCUCGCAAAGAAGCAGACAAGCUCCUGCUGUCCGAUGAGAACCCACGAGGUACUUUUCUGGUCAGGCCUUCGGAACACAAUCCGCAAGGCUAUUCUUUGAGUGUGAAGGACUGGGAGGAGCAACGAGGCUAUCAUGUCAAACACUACAAGAUCAAACCUUUGGAUAAUGGUGGAUUCUAUAUUGCAACGAAUCAGACAUUCCCUAGUCUGCCUGCACUGGUCUUGGCUUAUACGAAAAAUGCCCUUGGCCUCUGCCAUGUUCUCUCCCGGCCCUGCCCUAAGCCCCAGCCCCAGAUGUGGGACUUGGGCCCUGAAUUGCGAGACAAAUGGGAAAUCCCCCGAUCAGAAAUCAAGCUGAUCCGAAAAUUAGGCCACGGCAACUUCGGCGAAGUCUACUACGGUAAAUGGCGAAACAACAUCGAAGUCGCCGUCAAAACCUUAAAAGAAGGCACCAUGUCCACCCAGGCGUUCCUGCAGGAGGCCAGCAUCAUGAAGAAGUUCAGACAUAAUCGACUGGUGGCCCUGUAUGCUGUCUGCUCGCAGGAGGAACCUAUUUACAUAGUCCAGGAGUACAUGUCUAAAGGAAGUUUGUUGGACUUCUUGAGGAAUGGCGAUGGUAAAUACUUGCAGUUCGAAGAUUUGAUUUACAUAGCUGCACAAAUAGCUAGUGGUAUGGAGUAUUUGGAACUGAAGCAACUGAUCCAUCGAGACUUGGCAGCUAGGAAUGUCCUCAUAGGUGAAAACAACGUCGCCAAAAUUUGCGACUUCGGCUUAGCUCGAGUAAUAGAAGACAACGAAUACUGCCCCAAACAAGGAUCACGCUUCCCUGUCAAAUGGACAGCACCGGAAGCAAUAGUCUAUUGUAGAUUCUCAAUCAAAUCGGACGUCUGGUCUUAUGGAAUCUUGUUAAUGGAACUGUUUACCUACGGGCAAGUUCCUUAUCCUGCAAUGCACACCAAGGAAGUCAUCGAGAAGAUUGAGAAGGGUUACAGGAUGCCCAAACCGACUAAACAUCAUCUACCAGAUGAUAUCUAUCGGAUAAUGUUGCAGUGCUGGGAUGCUGUACCCGAAAAGAGGCCGACGUUUGAGUUUUUGAAUCACUACUUCGAAUCAUUUACUGUGACCUCGGAAAUUCCAUACAGGGAAGUACAGGAUUAAUUUUGUAGAUGGACAAAGUAAGGUUGGUGGUAGAAAUUUAAGUUUUAUUGGAUAACGGUAAUAAUUUUAUUUGAGAGACUGGAUUGUUUUAUGAUACAAAGAUUUUUAUUUUCAGUGUAUAGAAGUUAAUACUACUUUUCUAAAUUAGCCUCUCUCUUUGCCUUUUCGCGUUUUAGCCUCAAUUUUUCCAAAGCGUUCCUCAUUUUCCUUAACAAGGUGACUCCGGAGUGUGCACUCGGCAUUUUAGGGGGGGUUGUCUGAUCAAAGUCUUUCUAGACAAUGGUAUUUUUUUUAAUUGGUGUUUUAAUAAAAAAAAAACUUAUGGAUGAGUCUUAAACAUCCGAUAUUUGUAUAUAUGUUACGACAUUUGUAGACAAGUUACGACAUUUUCAGAUAAGUCACAAUAUGCUUAAACAAGUUAAGACAUUUUUAGACCAGUUGCGAAUUUACAAGACAGUUUACGACAUUUCGAGACUAAUUACGAUAUCUUUGGAUAAGUUACGAUAUCUUUGGACAAUUUUCAACAUGUUUAGUCCGGUUACGACAUUUCUAAACACGGAGUUACAAUAUUUCUAGACAAUUUACGACAUUUAUAGACAAGUUACGACAUUUCUAGAUAAGCUAUGAUAUUUUAAGAUACCAGUUUUCAGGUACUCUACAACAUUUUCAGACAAGUUAAGAUAUGCUUAGACAAGUUAUGACAUUUCUAGGCCAGUUGCGACAUUUCUAGAACAUGUUUAGACAAGCUUUGACAUGUUUAGACAGGUUACGACAUUUCUGAAGAAGAAGUUACUAUAUUUCUAGACAAGUUUGGACAUUUAUAGACAAGUCUUAACAUUUCCAAAGAAGGAGUUACAAUAUUUCUCGACAAGUUACGAUAUGUUUAGAUAAGUUGCGGAAUUUCUAGACAUUUCCUAGACGAGUUGAGAUAUUUGUGUUGCGACAUUUAUAGAAAAUUUGCGAUAUUCUCAGACGAGUUGAAAUAUUUCCAGACGUGUUGAGAUAUUCCUAGACGUGUUGCGAUAUUUUGCAACAUUUUACGGUAUUUUUAGACAGGUUACGACAUGUUCAGACAAGUUGCAGCACGUUUAGACAACCUUCCACCUGCUUAGACAGGUUACGACAUUUCUAAAAAAGGAGUUAUGGUAUUUCUAGACAAGUUUUGACAUUUAUAAACAAAUCUUGACAUUUGUAGACAAGUUUAGACAUUUAUAGACUAGUUUCGACAUAUUCAGACAAGCUUUGACAUGUUUAGUCCGGUUACGAUAUUUCUAAAGAAGGAGUUACGAUACUUCUAGACAAAUUACGACAUUUAUGGACAAAUUACGACAUUUCUAGACGAGUUAUGACACUUUUUAACGUGUUACAUUUCUUGACAGGCUACGAUAUGUUCAGACAAGUUUCGAUAUUUAUAUACAACUUUCGACAUUUUCAGACAAGUUUCGACAUUUUCAGACAAGUUACAACAUUUUCAGACAAAUCUCGCUUCGUCCCUUUCUAUUCCUGAGUAUUAAUCAUUUAACGCAUCUUUGUUGGAAGAGAAAAAACGUAUUAAGCGUGAUAAUCUUAGUCAUCGAUAAAAUUAAAACACUGCCAGUCUCUCGAUCAAAAAUUACUUUUAUCGA
Molecule: messenger RNA, 3690 nt
Organism: Ctenocephalides felis (cat flea)
Lineage: Eukaryota; Metazoa; Arthropoda; Insecta; Siphonaptera; Pulicidae
Product: tyrosine-protein kinase Src64B-like
Exons: 6
Coding region: 434-2065 (543 amino acids)
Biological process (GO): protein phosphorylation; innate immune response; cell differentiation
Cellular component (GO): extrinsic component of cytoplasmic side of plasma membrane
Molecular function (GO): signaling receptor binding; non-membrane spanning protein tyrosine kinase activity; ATP binding
Source: RefSeq, a predicted model, not a curated record